Messenger RNA from Aptenodytes forsteri (emperor penguin), 3107 nucleotides. Its product is annotated as cytochrome c-type heme lyase. The record is from RefSeq and is a predicted model, not a curated record. The coding region runs from base 38 to 856 and encodes 272 amino acids. Gene Ontology annotation, biological process: cytochrome c-heme linkage. Lineage: Eukaryota; Metazoa; Chordata; Aves; Sphenisciformes; Spheniscidae. Gene Ontology annotation, cellular component: mitochondrion. Gene Ontology annotation, molecular function: holocytochrome-c synthase activity. The transcript has 6 exons.
AGAAACUUGAUCCGAAAAGACCCGGUGCGCGGAAGCCAUGGGUUUGUCUGCGUCCUCCCCGGCUGCUGCAGGUCAGUCGCCGAAUGCAUCCAGGCAACAUCAGACGGCCUCUCCACCUUCAGAAUGUCCUAUGCAUCAGGAAAAAACGAGCGGCUGUCCAGUGCACAUGAAGACUCCUGAUCAUAAAACUGAGAACACAGACGAUGUUCCUGCACAUCAAAAAAGAGCGUAUGAAUUUGUAGCAUGUCCAGUGAAGUCUGGUGCCUCUCAAGUGAAAGAUGACAUAGAUCCUAGCAAUAUGAUGCCUCCUCCUAAUCAGCAGCCAUCUCCAGAUCAGCCAUUUCCAUUGUCAACUGUUAGAGAAGAAUCUUCCAUUCCUAGAGCACAUUCUGACAAGAAAUGGGUCUACCCUUCAGAGCAAAUGUUCUGGAAUGCUAUGCUAAGAAAAGGGUGGAGGUGGAAAGAUGACGAUAUAACAGGUGAAGACAUGACCAACAUUAUUAAGAUUCACAACCAAAAUAAUGAGCAAGCUUGGAAGGAGAUUUUGAAGUGGGAAGCUCUUCAUGCUGUGGAAUGUCCGUGUGGACCAUCACUGAUGCGGUUUGGAGGCAAAGCAAAGGAGUAUUCACCAAGAGCCAGAAUACGUUCAUGGAUGGGAUACGAACUUCCCUUUGACAGACAUGAUUGGAUUGUUGACCGAUGUGGAAAAGAAGUGCGAUACGUUAUUGAUUACUACGAUGGUGGAGCAGUAGAUAAGAACUACCAGUUCACUAUCCUGGAUGUUCGCCCUGCGUUUGACUCUCUCUCGGCUGUGUGGGACAGAAUUAAGGUAGCUUGGUGGCGGUGGACUUCAUAACUACUCCUGUGGUGUGUAGUCGAAAAGUGAACCACUUUCCUCCUAGGCUAAGGAUAAGCGAAUACUAGGACUUGAAAUAGAAGUUCGCUGCAACUGUCGUUAUUUUCAUCAUCACCACUGUUCUUUGGGGAUGGGAAGGGAGGAUGGGGAAAUCCGUUGUUAAGUACACCAAUGCUUUAUGGUGUUGCGAAUGAAAUAAUAAAGUUACAGUAGCAAAAACAUGUAUCUUAAUUUUCCUAAGAGCUGGGAAAUCUUUUCUUACUUUGUCACAGAUUCUGCGUAAGCUUGCCGCCUUUUCAUUUCGUGACUCCAGUGCUGCACCAAAUACGUUAGGUUUCUGAUUCUGGCUGGAGUUUUGAGUAUUACUGAAGUAGUGAAAACUGGAAAUUUCAUAAACGAUUUCACAUAGUUACAGUAUUUGGGUACUUAGAUGAUGAAUAAAGGGUAAAAGAUCUGGACUGUUUCAAACGGCAUGUUUUAUUAACUAUAUAAACCCCUGUAUUUGUUUUCACAUGGGCACUUUACCUGUUCAAAUACAUGCUUCCUCAGAAAACUUUAGUCAAGUUUAUUCUGUUAAAGGAAGUAUAGCGUAGUAUGAAUAUUUUUAAAGUUAUGUUAAGUUGAAAAGGAGAAUAUACUCGUGCCUUCAUUUGCAAUUUAUCUUUGAACAGAAGAACAUAGAAGCAGGGCAGGAAAUGAGUGUCAGUUACUUUUAAAACAACCUUUCUAAAAGGAGAGAAAAUUGAUAUUGAAUGGCUAUUUAUUUGAGUAUUUAAAAGGUUUGUUUUCUGAUGUAAGAAAACUGUAUUCUUCUAGUAUUUUCAUGUCUUUAAUGUGUGUCUCCUGUAAUGCAUUCAGGACAGAAUUAAGCCGUAUUUAAAGAAACUGUCAUGCAGUGCAUCUGUAUUUUGCAUCUUGGCUUCAUCAGCUGUAGCAUAGCGUGGUUUUUGAUAUAAUACAGAAUCGCACAAGGGUGUAUGACUGCACAGUCAUACACGUUUCUGCAUAGUGAUUAUAGUGCGGUGUAUUACAGAUGUGUAUAUAACAUGGCUAAAAGGGUAUCGAAAGUGCUAAGAAAUAAGGUUGAUUUGAGCGUUUCCUAAGAGUGAUGCAUGUUCGUGCUGUGUGGCUUAAAGAUUUGAUUAACGGUUGUGCUUAAUAAGGAAAACUAACUUUUUUUUUUUAAGUCUUCCACUGUAAUAGCUUUAAAUUUGCAUGGCUUGGUAAAUUUCAGGUGCCGCCUACCCCUAAAUUUAAAUUAUUCCUCCCUUUCAGCGUAUGUUACUCUUGAGAAUGAGUGUUCCAUGCAAAACACUUGGGAAUGGAAGGAGUAAGAGAGUAUCACAUUGUAGCUUCUCAAAUGGGAGACGCUUCCUUCAUGAAACUUCACAACCUCAACUAGGAACCAGCUGUACAUUCAUUUUCUGAACGUGGUUAUUUUUAACUGACAUGGGAAGCUUUUUUUGCCCUUUUUUUUUUUUUUUUUUCCUUGAGGGGAAAGCCCCUCAAUGUUUCAGGCAAGUAACUUCCCAUUUAGGAAAAAAUUACUCAGGGAAGCUUCCAUACUUUAAGGUACUAAUGGGGAUGAACGGUUCCCACUUCAGAGGCAACUGUCCUGCAUGGUAGGAAUAAAUAUUACUCAGAAGUCCAGAAUCGUAAAAGAAAACCAUGCUCUUACCCCUAUCCACUUCCCUCGUUCCUUUUUCACCCUUUCAAUGAUUCAUAUAUAUAUAUAAAUGAAAAAUAGUUUGGGGCAAAAAAGAAAAACCUCCAUCUGAGUAGGCAAUGUAUAUAUGAGAAGCGUGUGAGUUGUAUGAAGCAUAUCUGAUAAUGGAAGAGCUGCUCCUCUCUGUUCUAACAGUAAAGACUGAGGGUUACUGCUUUUUGGGGUGGUUUUUUUUUUUUGUUUGGUUGGUUUAUGUAUACAUUUGGUAACUUAUAUACGCAGAAUUCUGUAUUUCUCACGACUAAAUAUGGAAAAGGUACAGCAACGUAGGGAGUGCUUCAGAAGCUUCAAAAGAACGCGUUUGCGUCGUUGAUUUCGGAAGCGUGAUGUUGAGUGCAUUGCGGAAAUUGUCGUUGCUGCUAAAUCCGGUGAAAGGUGUCACAUGCCACUUCAUGCGUUUACCGUCUUCUGUUAUGUUCCAUCUCCCAUAGAUUCAAAAUUGUUCUUUUCUGUGCUACUGUUAACAAAAUGUACUACUUUGAUUCUCCUUUUUGAUGACAAAUAAAUAUAGUUUUCUUAACUUUA